Molecule: messenger RNA, 4694 nt
Organism: Diorhabda carinulata
Lineage: Eukaryota; Metazoa; Arthropoda; Insecta; Coleoptera; Chrysomelidae
Gene: Oatp74D
Product: solute carrier organic anion transporter family member 74D
Exons: 10
Coding region: 2228-4336 (702 amino acids)
Biological process (GO): sodium-independent organic anion transport; transmembrane transport
Cellular component (GO): membrane
Molecular function (GO): protein binding
Source: RefSeq, a predicted model, not a curated record
AUUAUAGCUCACGUUAACGUCUAGGAACCCAUCCCCAAGUUGAACUUUUCAUUUCCUCAAAGAAAUUUCAAGAAGUAGGCAGAUUGAAGCUUUGGAGUCAACCAAAAAAAGGGAUGAUUCGUUGAGUGGAGUAGGCAGAUUUAGACCACGAAAUCGGAUCACUUCUUACCAAUGAACGAAUAACCACCCUUCUCUUGAUAAUGGCUCCAAAGUGGGAGCCUGAAUGUCGAUAUAUAUCACUCCUAUAGCGACGCCUAUGCGCUCAAGUAAUUCGUGAAUAAAAAUAAGGUGCCUGCGACCCGACCCACCAAAAGAGAGAGGAUAUUAAACAGGACUCCGCACUUGUCUAUUAUCUACUAAUUAUUAGGAGGACAUGUAGCUGAAGGAAUAAAAGUAUAUUUUUCAGAAAAACUCAAACUUUCUAUUAUAGAUUUUCAAGGAAUUUUUCAUCGCUAUUUCACUAUAUGUAGCUAAAUUAUCGAAAAAUUUCAUUGUUAUGCAAGAAUUUAUUGCAGAUGAAAUCCUGGAAUAGGACGAUUUUAAAUGCUCAUUUUUAAACAGUGUGCGAAAAUGACAUCACCAGUUUGAUAAGAUGACGUAAUCGUUGAUUUUUAAAAGUCUUUUAAUCAUGAAUUCAGCACUAUUAGCAACAACUAUUAUAUAAGUUUGUUGGAAAGAAGUAGCAUAAAUUUUAUUCGCGGGCAUUGCAGAUAACGUUCCCCUAUUAGAUUUUAAAAAUAUAAAGAUAAAUAAUUAUUUUCGCCCAGAUAAUAAUUUUCUUAAGUAUGCACUUCAGUCAUAAAGUGAGGAAUAUUCUUACUCCAGUAUCUGCAAUGUUGACGAAUGACGGCUCUAUUUAGACUAAAUUUCGCCUCAUCAGAAAACAUUUUGUUUAAGAAAACACAUAUUGCAGUUAUUGAUGUAGCUGAAUUUUGUAUAGAUAGUACAUUCUGUCUUUCAAAAUACCUUAGGACGUUAAGCAUUUCGAAUAAUUUUAACAUGACAAUUAAAUUUUGUCUCAAUUUUACUGACUGUUGAUCGGCUGAUUGGCCUAGGUACUUUGCAUCAAAUGAAUCGCGUGUUUCUCCUUUUUUCAUUGAAAUUCAAAGGAGAUAUUCUUUGACAAUAUGUUUGACAUAUAUAUCUAUGUAUGGUGAGAUUCUACUUUUCAUAAGCUAGUUAACGACCUUACAUAUAACAUACCUUUGCAUUUGAAAAAAAGUUGUUACGGUUGCAGCUAAGGGAUUGCAGAGAAAAAUUAUUCUAGUGACAAUAAAUACGUCCAAUCUAAAAUCAUUUCACGUGUUUCUACUUUUUUUAAGUUAAGUAAAGUUUUAAAUAAUCAUUUUUUUUGCUUCCUUUCGCGCAACUUUGUAUAAUCUAUAUAUCUCUGUCCAGUUACUUUUUAUCAUUGGCAUAUUUAAUUAUUUCAAAUUUUGGACGUAAAGUACCAUACUAAAAAUUACAGGGUUUUGCAUUUAUUACUCUACGCUCUUUCCAAAUAGAGUAUAAUAAUUUAUAUAAGUUUCAGAAUGCCAAACUCAUGAAAAUAGAUUAUAUUAAAGGCGAUCUGUCUAGUCGUCUAUUUCAAUAAUGUGAAUUGUAACGUAUGUUAUGGAAAAUAUACCGUUUACAAGUCACCGUCCAUCUUUAUAAAUAAGUUCGAUGGAGAUUGCAACAACGGACAAGUGCCGACUUGGAUUAUGUUAGGCAGAAGCAAAGGCAGCGGUGUAUUCGGCUAUGCUAAUGAAGUAGGUAGAGAAGCACCAGUGUUAAAUGUGGCCAGCAACACUAAUAACCAGACAGCCAACGACAGUGCAUAGUUACAGUAUUUGGGAAGCACCGCUAAGAGAGGGUGCUUUACGUAUUUAUUUUACAGUUUAUCCCGUUUGCGUUUGCGUUAUCGUAUUCGUACCACUACGGCGCACGGGAGAAAGUGAUCUGUGUUCAUAUUCGGUGUUGGUUAUUUAGACACUGUCGCUCGUGUUUUUCUCAGUCUGUGUCGUUCGGGAUUCGCGUUAGUAUUGUCAUUGCUUUUGUUUAUAUAUGUCUACAUGCAAUGCUAAUGUCUCGACAGUAGAUUUUCAUGAUUCUGCUCUGUACCCAGUCCCAUAAUGUUAUGCAUUCAUACUAGUGAUCAGAUAGUCGUAAAAUUCAAUUAACCCAACAUAUGAUAGAAGAUAGAAGAAAUCGCUUAGUUAAAAAUUUAUAGACCUCACCUACAAAAAUGACUGAAGAUAAUCUAUUGGAGAAUCACAGAAUGUUAUCAAAAAUCAGUAACAAUAAUUGCCCAACAAAUGAAAUACCAGAUGAGCAGUCCACUUUAUCCCAAGAGUGCAAUGGUAGGCACAGAGUUGAAGAAAUUGAAAUGGAGUGUGGUCUGGGACCUUGUGCACCAAAUUGGCUACAAAAGUUUGCGUCGAAACAAUCGUUUUUAAUAGUGUUUUGUUUAGCUUGGGUUCUUCAAGGAAUGUACCACACUUAUUUUGUUAGCGCUAUAACUACCAUCGAAAAACUUUUUCAAAUUCAAUCAAAAAUAACAGGAAUUAUUAUGAGUGCGACGGAAAUAGGACAAAUCGGUUCUUCUUUAUUAUUAACUUAUUACGGAGGGCAGGGGCAUAGGCCCAAAUGGAUAGCUUGGGGUAUGAUAUUAUUCGCUAUGUCUUCUUUAACUUGUUCACUUCCACAUUUUAUUUAUGGACGACAUUUAAUAAACGCGAACGAAUUAACAGGAGUUUUUAAGGAUCCAAAUGUAUGCAAAGUAAAAUACAACACAUCAUUUCUAUUAGAUUAUGCAAAUGUUAGUUUUGCUAGUAAUUUGAGUAUGAGUACCCUGGAAAAUUGUCAAAAUGAAGCAGUUACUUCAAGUUUUCGCUUAGCACCAUCGGUGACCAAUAUCGUAUUAGCAAUAUUUUUUAUUAGUUUACUCGGAGUUGGUAUGGGCCAAACAGCUGUAUAUACAUUAGGAAUUCCUUAUAUAGAUGAUAAUGUGGCCAGUAAAGAAUCGCCAUUGUAUUUUGCCAUAACAAUUGGAGUUAGGAUAUUAGGCCCAGCUUUAGGUUUUAUUGUUGGAUCCCUGUGUACAAGUGUGUACGCAGAUUUAUCUGUAAAACCUCAAUUCAAAACGUCAGAUCCAAGGUGGGUCGGCGCUUGGUGGCUAGGAUUGGUUCUUAUAUCCUUCUUGUUAAUGAUAGCAUCAUUUGCGAUGUUUGCAUUUCCUAAAAGACUGACAGGAUCAAAACAACCUGUAGUGAACCCACAAAGUCCUGAUCAAAAACAGCCUACUAUAAAAGAUUUUCCGAAAACGGUAAAGAGGCUAUUAAAAAAUGAUAUUCUUAUGUAUAGAACAGCUAGCAGUGUAUUACAUAUUUUACCAAUUGCUGGACUCUACACAUUUUUACCCAAGUACCUGGAAACACAAUUUAGACUACCCACACCGUCAGCAAACAUGAUUUCAGGUGUCGGUGGAAUUCUUGUAAUGGGAUUAGGAAUCAUAAUAAGUGGAGUAUUUAUUUUAAGAAUGAAACCCAACGCUAGAUUUGUGGCUGCUUGGAUUGCAUCUACGGCAGUUCUUUAUGCAUUAGGGAUGGGAUUACUUAUGUUUAUUGGAUGUCCAAUGAAUGACUUAGCAGGAUUAAUGAAUCACGGAUUUGAUACGAAACAGUUAAAUUGCAAUUCUUCUUAUUGUGAUUGCGACAAAGAUAAGUUCACUCCAAUUUGUGGACAAGACGGGAAAACUUACCUCUCACCCUGUCAUGCAGGAUGUUUAAAUUAUACAGAAAAAGAUGGACAAAUUUCACAGUAUUCAGACUGCAUGUGUUUGAAUAUGACUCUCGCAAAUAUUACUAUUAAUGAGAACCACUUAUAUGGUAACGCUACAAUAGGAUACUGUGAUCAGGAUUGUGAUAGUUUCAUUUUAUAUAUUAUUUUAUUUUCCAUAUUUGUUUUCAUUCAUUCCACUGGAGAAGUGGGGUCUAUGUUGCUUAUCUUAAGAUGUGUAGAUCCUAGAGACAAAGCGAUGGCAUUGGGUCUAAUACAGUUUGCAAUAGGAUUAUUUGGAAAUGUACCUUGCCCUAUUGUCUAUGGAGCUGUGGUAGACUCUGCUUGCUUGGUGUGGAAAAUGGCGUGUGGUGAAAAAGGAGCUUGUGGCCUAUAUGAUUCUGAUGUAUUCAGGAUGUUUUACCACGGUACAACAGGUUUCAUACUAUUGUGUGCAUUUGUGGUUGAUGUAAUAGUAUGGUAUAAAGCUGGUAAAAUCAAUUUUGUGGACGAACAGGCGGUGUUUGAAGAGGAAUUACAUUCUAUGACUGGAAAGAUGAAAAAUGAACCGGAAUAACAAAUACCCAUGUUGGCCUUUUCGCCAGUAAGUCAAGCUUAGUUUUUAUGGCUAUACCAUCAUAAUCAAGACCUUGUCAAAUGUGUGGAUGUGAAAAAGCAGACUUCAUUAUAAAUUGUGCUAAUUCUAAAUUAUGUAUAACGUAUAUCGAAAUGUCUUUUUUCGGUUUAAUUAUUUAUUUUAGAGAAACAGAAUUAGUAAGAGAUUGGAGAUAUGUUGAAAUACAUAUAAUUAGUUGCGAAUAUUUAUAUACUAUGAAAAGAAUGAGUAAAAUAAAGAUAAGAUAAAGAAAGAUAAAUUUAUCUUUCUUUUAAAAACUAUCAAAAAAAAAACAAUUUUAAAACAGAAGAGACUUAAA